AUGGGACGCCUUCCGCAUCAGGAGCAUAAUUUUCAGAGGCUGAAACAGCACUUGCAGGAGGUACUUCGAGAAAGUGCAGAGGAUGAACCAUUGAGGCUUGCCUUGCUUGACGUUCUAAACAAUGCAGUAGCCACCGCUCAGCUGCCCGGAGAGCGUGUGUGGGAGAUCAUGGUUCGUCCUCACGAAUUCGCUGUCGUCAGAAUUGCCCUGGAGCUCGACAUUCCCGGAAUUCUCUCACGAAGUAAUGAGCGCACCGCGAAAGAAUUGGCUCAGCAGACUGGUGCAGAGGAAUCUCUGAUCAUCCGCGUCAUGCGGUCCUGUGUUGCCUUAAGGCUGUUCGAAGAGGUUGGACCGCGAACAUACCGAUCAACAUCGAUGUCGUCGUACCUUGCCGCCGACAACCAGAUGUCCAAUGCGACUAAAUUCAUGUGGGAUGUGAUAGGCAAGGCAGUGCUUCAUCUGCCAGAAUACCUGGUCCAAACAGACCACCACAUACCCUUAGGAAGGCCUGGAGUGUGGGAGCUUACCUACGGAAAAGACACAGACUUCUUCUCCCUGAUCUCAAAGCAGUCAAAAUUGAUGCAGCAGUUCCAUGAUAUGAUGGCCGUGCAGAGGUAUCGGCGGCCCGAUUGGUUCGACAUAUACCCAGUAGAGGAGGCGGUGAUCGGGGGCUUCGACCCAAGUGUUAGCGACGUGCUGCUCGUUGACAUUGGCGGUAGCCGAGGACACGAGUUGAAGAAGUUCAAGGAGCGGUUCCCGCACGCCAAGGGGAAGUUGGUCUUGGAGGAUCUACCUGAAGUUGUAGAUCUAUCUCCCUAUAGCGAGACUGACGGAAUUACCAAAAUCGGGCAUAACUUUUUCUCCGGCCAACCCAUCAAAGGAGCGCGGGUAUACUAUAUGAGGUCCAUUCUGCAUGAUUGGGACGAUGAAAGAGUCCGGGAAAUUCUUCGCAACAUUGUUCCAGCCAUGACAAGGGGUUAUUCGACGUUGUUGAUCAAUGACUGGGUGAUACCAGAUACGGGUGCAGCACUUUAUCCCUGCUUACAGGAUAUUAACAUGCUGGCACUGUUUUCGGCUAUGGAACGCAGUGAGUCUCACUUCAGGGAGUUGCUGGAAUCCGUGGGUCUGCAACUGAGCAAUGUCUGGGGAAGCUCGACCCAUGAGAGAUGUGUGGAAGCGGUACUCCGAGACUAG
Cladophialophora bantiana CBS 173.52 is the source of this 1194-nucleotide messenger RNA. RefSeq lists its product as uncharacterized. The record is from RefSeq and is a predicted model, not a curated record. The coding region runs from base 1 to 1194 and encodes 397 amino acids. Gene Ontology annotation, molecular function: O-methyltransferase activity. NCBI's taxonomy places the organism in Eukaryota, Fungi, Ascomycota, Eurotiomycetes, Chaetothyriales, Herpotrichiellaceae. The transcript has 4 exons.